CCCAACAGGGCCACAAUUUGUUAAAGAGAAAGUCCGAAGCCUUGACCAAGCGUUUCAGAGACAUCACCCGUCGUAUUGAUGAUGUAUGUGUGAUCUACCAGAAAGAGUGUCUAAAGUGAUAAAGGAGAUUGCUUAUCGAAGAGUGAAUGUUGAGUUGUCCCGGGCGUCACGUUAGUGUAAUCCCUUACAGCGAUAUCGGAGAUGCCUAGGCGUCAUGUUGCUCUGAUAAGGAAAAGAUACAUUGCAAUUGCCUCGCCCUUAUUCGCUAGACUGCCUCCCGAUGAACCUUACUAACUCCUUUAGGCCAAGAGAAAGAUGGGGAGAGUUAUGCAGACAGCUGCGUUCUCGCUUGCCGAAGUAACCUAUGCCACCGGUGACAACAUUGGGUACCAGGUACAGGAAUCGGUGCAGAAUGCCCGUUUCCAGGUCAAGGCAAGACAGGAGAACGUUUCGGGUGUGUACUUGCCGCAGUUCGAGACCUACUUGAACAAAGAUAUCAACGACUUCAAGAUGACCGGUUUGGGGAGAGGUGGGCAGCAAGUGCAAAAGGCCAAGAUGGUAUACACCAAGGCUGUCGAGACCCUCGUGGAAUUAGCAUCCUUGCAGACAGCUUUCAUCAUUUUGGACGAGGUCAUCAAGGUGACCAACAGAAGAGUCAAUGCCAUUGAGCAUGUCAUCAUUCCGAGAACCGAAAACACCAUUAGUUACAUCAACUCCGAGUUGGAUGAAUUGGACAGAGAGGAGUUCUACCGCUUGAAGAAGGUCAAGGAAAAGAAGCAGCAGGCGUCUGCCCUUGCAGAGAAAGAGAAUGCUGCCAGAAAGCUACUCAGAGCCGAGACUGCUGCUGCUGCCGGGAAGGCCUCUGACGUGGACACGGAUGCGAAAAACUUGUUGACUACUGAAGACGUGACCAUCGCCGAGACCGAAGAUGACGUUAUCUUCUAGGUGAUUGUUUUGUGUAUUUUUAGUUCUUCUGUACCCCGGUGCGCUUUUUCUCAAUAGAGUCUUUAUUUAGUCGAGGUGAACCGUUUAAUUAAAUCACCACGUGGAUUCGUACUGGAUGUGGACCAUUACAUGUGAUCGAAACAGCCGAAGGUGUGACGUUCACGGUACUUCACGUUGACGUUUUUUUGGAUAGAGAAUGAUAAAACCGGCGGCGGGUAUGGAAUCGACUAGACUGGUUAUCCAGGGGACUAAUGAACGUUUUUUUGCGUUACAAUUCUUGUGUCUUUUCAUUUACGGUCGGGAGAGUUCACAGUAAAAUCAGGAAAUUUGGCGCUCUGUUUCAACAAAAGCUUCCCCCACACUAAGCCCCAGGAUGUAACCGAAACCAUACGGCGUG
This is a messenger RNA of Babjeviella inositovora NRRL Y-12698, 1342 nucleotides long. It is a transcript of the gene VMA8, whose product is annotated as H(+)-transporting V1 sector ATPase subunit D. Bases 316 to 945 code for a protein of 209 amino acids. Gene Ontology annotation, cellular component: vacuolar proton-transporting V-type ATPase complex; fungal-type vacuole membrane. Gene Ontology annotation, molecular function: proton-transporting ATPase activity, rotational mechanism. Lineage: Eukaryota; Fungi; Ascomycota; Pichiomycetes; Serinales. Gene Ontology annotation, biological process: vacuolar acidification. The record is from RefSeq and is a predicted model, not a curated record. The transcript has a single exon.